Molecule: messenger RNA, 1326 nt
Organism: Dovyalis caffra
Lineage: Eukaryota; Viridiplantae; Streptophyta; Magnoliopsida; Malpighiales; Salicaceae
Source: the annotation of a GenBank genome assembly
AUGAGGUUAUUGCAAUUAGGCUUCUUCCUAGCUUUAGCUUCUGGUCUCUCUGCACUUCUCAUCUACAUCACCGGCGUCUCCGAUCUACAUACGACCAAUUCGCUAUCGAAUCAAGAUUUGGAAGCGUUGCAGUCUCUACAAAACGGUUUCAAGAAGUGCGUGAGUGUAAAUGGAUUAGGUUUACAAGCUGUGGCUACAGGAAGUGAUUACUGUCACGUUACUAUACAUUUUCCUAGUUAUACUGUCCCGAAAUGGAAAGAUCCAAAGACGGGAAAACUUGAAGGAUUAUCGUUCGAAUUUAAUCUAUGUGAAGCUGUGGCUACUUGGGAACAGGUGCGGAAUAGUACUACAAUACUCACGAGGGAGUUCAUUGAUGCUUUACCGAAUGGAUGGGAGGACUAUGCAUGGCGUAGGAUCAAUAAAGGAGUACUUCUUAACCACUGUGAGAACAGAACUUUAUGCUUGGAGAAACUCUCACUAGUUCUCCCUGAGACACCACCAUAUGUUCCGAGGCAGUUUGAUCGAUGUGCUGUUAUUGGUAAUUCUGGAGAUCUUCUGAAAACAAAGUUUGGAAAGGAAAUUGAUGAUUAUGAUGUUGUUAUUAGAGAAAAUGGCGCCCCAAUUGAGAACUAUACAGAAUAUGUGGGCAAGAAAAGUUCAUUCCGUCUUCUUAACAGGGGAUCUGCUAAAGCCCUUGAUAAAGUUGUAGAGUUAGAUGCAACAAGAAAGGAGGUCUUGAUAAUCAAAACAACAAUACAUGACGUUAUGAACAAGAUGAUUCGGGAAGUCCCAAUAAACAAUCCUGUAUAUCUCAUGUUAGGUGCAUCUUUUGGAUCAGCAGCUAAAGGAACUGGACUCAAGGCUCUUGAAUUUGCUCUCUCUAUGUGUGAGUCAGUUGAUAUGUAUGGUUUCACUGUGGAUCCAGGAUACAAAGAAUGGACAAGAUACUUCUCAGAAUCCAGGCAAGGUCACACUCCUCUACACGGAAGGGCCUACUACCAGAUGAUGGAGUGCUUGGGUCUUAUCAAAAUCCAUUCUCCUAUGCGAGCUGAUCCAAGCCGUGUUGUCCAUUUGGUACCAAGCCAGAGCACAAUUACAGCUGCUAGAAUUGCAUCAGAGAAAUUGCUGAGGAGGGUUGGAGCAGGAUCUGAAGACCCACUGCGUGCAUGCUCCAUUAGAAAGAAGCUAGCUAAAAGAAAGUCUACAGCCGUUUUUGGUCUCAGAAAGGCUGCUGUAGAUCAUCAAAAAUUCGUUAAAGGCACAACCAUGUAUCCUUUGGAGCACCAUCCUGGACACGGUCUGCUUUGCACACUUCCAACAGAUUGA